Molecule: messenger RNA, 363 nt
Organism: Akanthomyces muscarius
Lineage: Eukaryota; Fungi; Ascomycota; Sordariomycetes; Hypocreales; Cordycipitaceae
Exons: 3
Coding region: 1-363 (120 amino acids)
Source: RefSeq, a predicted model, not a curated record
AUGGGUGUCGCAAGUAAAAGGACCGUCACAAAGACGAGAAGAAAGACAAGGGACAUCGAUCAAAUAAAAGCUGACCUGGCCUCUGCAAAGCAUCUCGGCCGGUUUAAGGAUGCCAAGCCAACGGAAGACCUCCCCGACCUCGGUCUAAACUAUUGUAUAGAGUGCGCCAAAUGGUUUGAUACGAAAGCUGCCCUGUUGGCACACACCCGCGCAAAACCCCACAAGCGACGUUUGAAGCAAUUACGGGAAGAAUCCGAAACUGCAAGACUCCCAGGAGGCAGAUAUAUUCCUCCCCAACGAAAUGUGAUAGAAGAACCGCCCACCGAUCCAAAUGUCGGCGAGGAUGUAAAGAUGGUUGCAUAA